Messenger RNA from Loa loa (African eye worm), 2846 nucleotides. RefSeq lists its product as hypothetical. The coding region runs from base 12 to 2846 and encodes 944 amino acids. The record is from RefSeq and is a predicted model, not a curated record. The transcript has 19 exons. Gene Ontology annotation, cellular component: cytoplasm; nucleus. Lineage: Eukaryota; Metazoa; Nematoda; Chromadorea; Rhabditida; Onchocercidae. Gene Ontology annotation, molecular function: UDP-glycosyltransferase activity; protein serine/threonine phosphatase activity.
UUCCAGAUAAGAUGCUCUUUUUGUUUUUGUUAACAAUGGUAAGGAUAAUAGAGAUAAGUAUUGGUGCUGAUAUAUUAGUUGCAACAAUGUUGCAAGGUAAAAGUCAUAUUGGUUCUAUGGUACCACUUUUAAAAGAACUUGUUCGACAAGGGCAUAAUGUAACGAUAUAUAUGGAACAGUAUGGUGAAUCGCUUGAUUUUAGUGUUGGCCUAAAUAAAUGGUACAUCAAUCUUACUGAUCAUCCAUUUCCGCUUGCGAUCACUCAAGAAUAUGGUCAAAUAUGGCACAAAGAUUAUAAUUCCUUUGAUGCGGCAGAAAUUUUUUAUUAUGCAUCAGUAAGCUGUGGUUAUGUAUUAGCGGAACAUAAAGCUGAAUUUGAACGUAUUGCAUCAUAUCCAUGGGAUCUACUCUUAACUGAUUCAUUAUUUAGCACAUGUGGUUAUGGCUUAUCAUUAUUAUCAAAAGCUAAUCAUAUCAUUAUGCAUACAUCUAGUGUUGAAGAUUUUUACGCUAUGGCAAAGGGUUUUGGCAGGCAAUAUACGAUUGCUCCACCAUAUUUCAUGAAUUCAUGGCAUGCUAAUUAUGAUGUCCGAAAUUUUUUUCAUCGUCUUACUGUAGCAUAUGAAUUAUUUAGUAUGUGGCUAUCAUUUGGUACCAUAAGCAAUUACUUUAUGCGGAAAACAUUAGCACCAUUGGUGCCUAAUUUUGAUUUUACCACUCAUUGUCGUACGGCUUCGAUGAGCUUCACCGACAUGCCAUUACAUCUUUAUGUACCUGAACCACUUAAUAAUGAGCUAUUCAGUUAUGGUGCUUAUUGUAUGCCAUAUGAUAAGCUAAAUGAUGCAAAAUUGGUAAAUUUUUUGGAUGAUCCCAAAUCAAAUGGUACCAUUAUAUUAGCAUUUGGAACAAUUUUACGUUUAAAAUAUGCUCCACGUAAAUUUCAUGAUAUACUCGCUGAAACACUAAAUCAAUUAACAAGUUAUCGUAUAAUCUGGGCAUGUACUGAUUGUCCAUCAAUGAAACUUAAUAAGCAUAUUCGUGUAUUAUCAUGGAUACCACAAACUGAUCUAUUACAUCAUUCAAAAUCGAAAUUAUUCAUUACGCAUGGUGGAUUAAAGAGCUUGAAAGAAGCACUUUGUGCUAAAAUUCCAACACUUUUUCUGCCAGUAUUCGGUGAACAAGUUCGAAAUUCAUGGCUUGCACAGUAUCAUGGAUUUGGUCGUGUAAUUAAUCGAUUCAAUAUCACCACUGAUCAUUUCCUUAAUUUAAUUCAUGAAAUGCUUCAUAAUCCUACCUACAAACAACGUGCGGAAAAGUUACGAAGAUAUUACGAUGAUGCACCAAUAUCACCCAUUAAGGAAGCAGCAUUUCGUAUUAAUCGUUUACUGAAAUAUGGUGGCCGUAAUAAUAAUAAUAAUAAUAGUAGUAGUUACAAUAUAAUUCAUGGAUGCUUAACCGUUUUUGCCGAUGAGCCAACAUUACUACAAUUUCCGUUACCGGAAAAUGGUCUUGCUAUAAUUGGUGAUUUACAUGGUGAUGCAUUCUGCUUGCUGAAAGCAUUUGAAUUUUAUGGAUUUCCACCCAAUAUAACAUAUCUUUUUCUUGGUGAUUUUCUUGAUCGUGGUCCAAUGCAAAAUGAAGUACUAUUGUUUGUUUUUUUGAUGAAAUUACGCUGGCCAGAAUAUGUUUAUUUAUUACGUGGAAAUCAUGAAUUAUAUGAUCUUACAAAACAUUAUUUUAAAAAUCAGUGUUUAAUGGAUUACAAAAAUCCGUCUAUAUUUAUCUAUAUCAAUCAAUUAUUCGAUUAUCUACCAUUAGCAGCAAUUGUUUCGGAUUAUUUUUUCUUUUGUCAUGCUGGUGUGUCACAAUGGAUGACUUGUCGUGCUAAUAUAGCAAAUAUUCCGCGACCAACAGAUUUAAAUAAUAUGAAGAUUUUAGAAGGCUGUAUUGUUACUGAUAUACUUUGGUCAGAUCCAAAACCAAAUCAAAAAUUGCCAUUUAAUUUAAGUGAACGUGGUUGCUGUUAUAGUUUUAAUCGAGAAGCAUUACAUGCGGUACUUCGAGCAUUAAAUGUUCAUACAUUAAUUCGUGGACAUCAAAUAAUUCCGGAAGGUAUUUUAGAUAAUUUCGAUGACGGAAGUUGUAUUACUGUUCACACAGCUACUCGUGAAAGUAUCGGUUGUAAUGCAUCUGGCACAAUUAAAAUAGCUCGCAAAGAUGACGGAAAGUUUGUCAUGGAAAAACGUAUAGCUAAGAUAAAGAGCAAAAAAGCUCUAGUUAAUUUACGUGAUACAGUUUACGCAUUGUUAUGUGAAAGUCUGCAACACAACAAAUUGAAUCGUGUUAUCCGGAAAUGUCAUUGGUGCCGGAAAGCUUAUCCUAGGAAUAUUACCUGCCGGAUACGUAAUUCGGGUAUAGCCGAAAUAACCUUAUGGAUUUCGCGAUAUGCUUUUCGCUAUGCACUAUGUGAUAAAAUAUUUCAGGAAGCUUGGAAAAAUCGAGAUGAUCGAGCGAUGAGUCAACGAGCUUAUCAAUUAUUCCCGGUAUUAUAUGAUGCGAUUGCAUUUGAAGGUGGCACAUCAACAACUCCAACCACAUAUCGUGUCAUCUUGGCGGAAUGGGAAAAAGAACUUUUAUUCAAAUUAUUUGCGACAGUUUCUGAUUUUAAAAUGACUGAAACAUUAGCAAAUGACAUUGACCCAGGCCUAUUGGAAAUUCAACAACACCGAUCAAAGCCUAAUUUACUAAAGCGUACUUCUCGACGUAUUCGAAAUAUACUGAGACAUGCUAUUGGCCUUCGUGAUUUGUCUUCAUUCAAUGAUAGAGAUGUAUCAGGAAUAUCAUGA